Molecule: messenger RNA, 2444 nt
Organism: Durusdinium trenchii
Lineage: Eukaryota; Dinophyceae; Suessiales; Symbiodiniaceae
Source: the annotation of a GenBank genome assembly
CUUCGAUUGCCAUUGAGACAAAAAAUCUGACACAUGAGAAAGAUGAGUCCACAACUUGCGACGACAUGUCUACAUAAACAUGGAUUGCUUUGUUGUGAAAAGGAGACAGCAUAGCACGAAGUAAGCCAAAUAUGAUGAAAAUGGGCAGCUUUUUGGCCCGUAGUUCCAUCUGGUUCCCUCCAGUGGCAAAACAUGUCAUCUCCACCCAUACUGCUUGGAUGCGUGAGAAGAAUGAAAGCUGUGACUUCCUUGGCCACCUGGAGACUAAAGAUGAGGGUUGGAUCGAAUCCAAUCCACACCAUUCCACACCUUGAUGUUCAAUCCAAGUGGGGUACUUGGAUCCAAACAUGCUGUCAUCACGCCCUUCGACAGUGAUUGUGGCAGCAUGCCUGCCUGCUUCUGUGGGGUGGAUCCGCGUUCUACGUCUCACUUGGAUGCAUGUCAUGUUGCUCUUAUCAUGGCAAUUCUUGUGACGAAUGUGUUGUUUGGUCGGACAGCAGUUUGGCUGUGGCUCAGUGCCCCAACUCAACACCUGCUUCUGGCAGCACGCUUUUUAAUGCUCAACGGGUUCGCAGUCAGUGUGUGGGGCUCAUGGUUCAUUCUUGAGGUUGACACUAGCCACUAGCCCAAUUGUAAUAGCAGAAAUAUAUGUUGCUGACCCUGAGUGGUGGGAGCCGCGUCCCUUGUUGAAAGACAGGCCCACGACUUGAGAGAAGGCGCAGAUCAAAAGGAAAGGGUAGCAGCAAACACAAACAUUUGCAGCAAUGCACGGAAACUCUAGCCGCCAGGGCACAUGGUGCUGAUAAGAGGUCUCCAUGCACGUCCAAAAAUGGCUAGCACAUCGUCAUAGUUCACAAAAGCCACAGCCAGAAACGGCGGUCGUGUUCCCUCCACUCAAACCACCUCAUGUGAACUUGAGUCUAAAGCAGGUGGGAUCUAGCCCGCACGUUCUUUUUUGCGUUGCCGUGAAUGCUGAUGAGUUCGAAUGGGUAAGUGAGAUGGCAGUCAGGGAGAAUCCAAUGGUCCUGAGUUUGCAGUUUCUUUUGUUGCACAAGUUGCGCCGCAGCCAUUUAAGCAGAACUUGCGCACCAUGGGGCUUCGGGCAGAACUUGCGCCUCGCUCCUUUGACAGUUUGGAGCGAGCUGAGGCGAGAAGGCUACAGCUGACCUUUGCGCCCAGCACUGGCAAGAAGUUCCGGCUGGUGUUGCACCAGGAUGCAUCUGUUGGGAUUGCUGGGGUCCUCUAUGAUUGCGCGCUCUUGUUAGCCCGACGUUUGGUUGAAGAGCCUCAGCUGCUGAGCGGCAAGGUGGUGGAGAUCGGCUGCGGCACAGGCUGCGCGGGCCUUGUAGCUGCAGCUCUGGGCGCGGAGGUCCUUUUGACGGACAGGAGCGAGAGGGCUUUGCAGGUGGCAAAGCAGUCUGCAAAGGAGAGCGGGCUCGGGGUUUCCUGUCAGCGUUGGGACUGGGCUGAUCCAGUGCCCUUCGAGUGCCGCGGUGCCUCCACAGUGAUUGCAACCGAUGUCGUGUACAGCGAAGAUGUCUCUGCAUUGCUGAAGGCUCUUGAAGGGCUCGCUGCACCUGGUUGUGUAGUGCUGCUUGUGGCAAAAAUCCGGAGCCCUGCUUCUUUGGCUGGACUCCGCUCGUUGCUGCUUGGGGCAAGUCACGUUUUCAAGGAGUGCGCCCCGAUCUCUUUGCAGCCUGCAGCACAGGCGACACUACAGCAGGCUACAAAGGACUUCCCCUUGCCCGAUGCGGACAAGGGUGUUUACUUCUACAAGCUGGUCAGGUAGCUGAAUAUCUUUGACUGCAAAGGACAUUUUAAGAGUGUUUUUCAUGAAAAGCUUGAAACGUCCGAUCAAACUAAGAAUCUCAAAGCUCCUCAACUAAUGUGAAGUUGUGCCACGCGUCCACUCUCGUUUGACACAAUCUAUUCAAGGCUGAUCGAGUCAACUGGACUCACUCGCAUCCGUGCGGAAUUUUAACGCUCGGGCAAACAUGUUCCACACAGCUCGGGCAUUGUACAGUGACCGACCCUGAAAGGGGCAUCCUCUGCUGCCUUGGCUCUCAGCUUUGGGAAAUGUCGUUCGUAGCUUCAACUUGAUCACAGAAUGUGCAUCCAAAUGAUUCACAUGUUGUUCUGGAGUUCAGUUUGAGAAGAUUCUUGUUGGCAAUGAAAGGCAAAGCCAGACUUCCAACUGCCAGGCGUUUGGUCUCGAAUUUAGUUCUGCUUCGCAGCAGCCUGUUAGCUGCAAAGACGGUAUUAGCAUCGAUCGAAAAAGGGUCCAACAUUUUGUGGCUUCACUUGACUUAAGAGCAGUACAACAUAGUACAACAGUAUAACUAUGAGUGAGAUGAUGUCCCUGAUCACUCGUGGACUUCUUGCCAGUUUGCAUGGUGCAAUUCAGCUAUACCCAUGACUCGCAGGCAACGAGGUAGCCGUCCUCA